Molecule: messenger RNA, 1226 nt
Organism: Monopterus albus (swamp eel)
Lineage: Eukaryota; Metazoa; Chordata; Actinopteri; Synbranchiformes; Synbranchidae
Gene: agxta
Product: alanine--glyoxylate and serine--pyruvate aminotransferase a
Exons: 11
Coding region: 1-1173 (390 amino acids)
Cellular component (GO): peroxisome
Molecular function (GO): L-alanine:glyoxylate transaminase activity; L-serine:pyruvate transaminase activity
Source: RefSeq, a predicted model, not a curated record
AUGUCUAUCACUGUACCUCCACCAAAAUGCCUGAAGAAACCUCUAGAGGUUCCUCAUCGUCACAUGUUUGGACCAGGACCCUCCAACGUACCUCCUCGCAUCCUGAAGGCCGGGGCCAGUCCCAUCAUUGGACACAUGCACCCAGAGAUGUUUGAGAUAAUGAGUGACAUCAAAAGUGGAAUUCAGUACAUGUUCCAGACUCAGAACAACAUGACGUUAGCUGUGAGUGGCACUGGCCACACUGCUAUGGAGUGUGCCAUCUUCAACACAGUGGAGCCCGGGGACAGCGUGCUGACUGCAGUGAACGGCAUAUGGGGAGAGCGAGCAGCAGAAAUGGCUGAGAGGAUAGGUGCCAGAGUAAACACCAUUGUGGCGCCUCCUGGAGGCUUCUUUACAAAUGAACAAAUUGAGCAGGCGUUAUCAAAAUACAGGCCUGCCCUGUUCUUCCUUGCACAUGGGGAAUCUUCUACAGGAGUCUUGCAUCCUUUAGAUGAGAUCGGACAACUGUGUCAUAAGUAUAGCUGCCUGUUUCUUGUCGAUUCUGUGGCUUCAAUAGGAGGAGCCCCUUUAUACAUGGACCAGCAAGGGAUUGACAUCCUAUAUACAGGCUCUCAAAAGGUUCUGAAUGCGCCUCCAGGUACAGCACCUAUCUCCUUCAGUAACAGAGCAUGCCAGAAAAUAUUCAACCGAAUGUCAAAACCUGUCUCAUUCUUCUUGGAUUUGAGUUGGCUUGCAAACUACUGGGGCUGUGAUGGCAAGCCAUCCAGGAUAUAUCACCACACAGGUCCAGUCACUGCUUUUUACUCUCUGCGGGAGAGCCUGGCAGUCCUCAUUGAAGAGGGUCUGGAAAAUUCAUGGGAAAGACAUCAGAAAGUGGCAGAGUAUUUCCAUACUGGCCUGGAGAGCAUGGGACUCAAACUUUUUGUCAAGGAAAAAAAAGCAAGACUGCCUACUGUUACCACUAUUGUUGCUCCUCAUGGAUAUGACUGGAAAGAGAUCACAGCCUACAUCAUGAAAAUACAUAAUCUGGAGAUUUCUGGGGGGCUUGGACCAUCAGUUGGCUUGGUGCUGCGUGUGGGGCUGAUGGGAUGUAACAGCAGCAAGACCAAUGCUGACAUGGUGCUGACAGCACUGAAAGAUGCUCUGAUGCACUGUCACAAGAGCAAGGUGUAACACAUUGUUGUUGGAUGCUGAAAGGAUCAUCCUGAAUCAGCGCUACUGUCAUA